This is a messenger RNA of Paramecium sonneborni, 531 nucleotides long. The record is from the annotation of a GenBank genome assembly. NCBI's taxonomy places the organism in Eukaryota, Ciliophora, Oligohymenophorea, Peniculida, Parameciidae.
AAUGGAUAUUAAAAUAAUAACUUAAAGAGAUACAUUCUUAAUCUACAAAGAGAUCUAAACAUUAAAAGAAUUAAAGGACGAAAUGAAAUUAAAGGGGAUAUAAACAAGAAAAAUAAUCAUUUAGUACCAAAGCUAUUUCUACUUAAGCUUAGCUUUUAUGAUAAUGAUUAAGAUAAAGUUGUGAUAAUAAAUGACGAAGAUCUUUAGUAUGCUUACCAGUAAUCCAAGGCAGUAAAAAAGUAGUCGAUCAAAUUUUAUGUUUAUUAUAAAUUGAGUCAACCUAAGAUAAUCUUUUAAGAACCCUAGAUAGGAAUUUCAGUAUAACAGCCUUAAAAUGAUUGGAUAAAUUCAUCCUUUUAGAAAGAUAGCAGUCAAUCAUUAAUAUAUUCCAAUCUACAGAAUAAUAAUUCAUUUUGUUAAAAUAGAUUUUGUAUUAUACCAGAGCCAGAGCCGACAAGAGAAGAAAAAUUAAAAUAGGUUGUUGAUUCAUUCAUUGAUUAAAUAUUAAGAGAGGAAUACAAAAUAUUAUGA